AUGGAGACAGCCGACGAUGGGCCUCACCUGCACCAGAGGUCUUCCCCUCGCAUGGCCCCCAACAGCGUCUCUGUCGCAUCUAGCAACGCGAAUGCGGCUAGCUCAGGAUCUGCAAUGGGCAGCGGAUCUUCCGCGUCCCCUCAACCAUCAACAUCCGCAUCAGCCUUAGAAGGCAACUCAACCACCACGAGGCCCGGCAAGCGGAAAUUGUCUCACUCAUUGGCAUGUCCAUCGAAUGUUGCCGGUCCCUCGGGUCGCAUCCAUGCCACUUCAGGUGCAUGUCCACCUAUUGAAGAUCAUAUGCCAGGAUCAGAUAUAUCCGAAGGACGUCUCUCGUACUGUCAAUCAUCUCGCGAACUUGCACGCGCGGAUAUGUCAGAGAACUUGCCCCGGAGACCCGGCAUGGGACCGCGCGAUGAUGAAGCAGUACUGGCAGGCACUCGCGCUGAGUCUGCCUCUUAUGGACUUGCACCAGUUCAUGACAAGAGGAGCACGAGCCCCGCCGCAGCCCCUUCAACAUCGGAGCAACAAGCACCUGCUCCACACCUUGGACGGUGCAUCGGUCGAGCAGAAAGUAUUUGCUGCAUAGAGCCAUUGGAUGGAAGCAACUAUCGAGAACCUCGCUCCUCAGAAGAAGUGUGUCUGCACCGUUUGCAAGGAUGCGAGGGAGCUGUCGCAUCUCGAAACGAUGCAUCAAGAGAUGCUCAAAGUGCUCGGCAUCUUAUUCCCCCCCACGUCGAGCAAGUUGAUCUCAAUAUAUCACAUGGCGGCGCCGAGAGAGCCUCAUCGCCUUCAGUGAGGCUCGAGACACCGACCACACCUCAGGAGAAGGCAGACCACGAGGGUCAUGCCGCUGGCAGCUCCAGCCUCGGCACUCCUGACUUCGCCCAGUACUUUCGCCAAAGUCCACACUCCGCUGCUGCGCCGUUCCAUUCUGGUUCGCCCUCCUUUUCUGGCUCAGUGCCCUUCACUACUCUGGUGACAAGCCCGACCGCUUCUUCGAGUCCAGGGGGCUCUAUAGCACAUCCAGCCUCGCAGCCGCUUGCGCUCGCAAGAGCACAAUCAGGCGACGCCUUCGAGCUGGAUCGCGAUGGUGACGACCAACGCAUCUCAGCUCGUCGAUCCAUCCGUCACGACUCUGACCGAUCAAAAUGGUCGCUGAAUCAGAGCUCCGAGGCGUCCGGAUCUCGGCCUUCCGUGAGACAGCGACGCAAGCCCAUGGUCCAAGCCAGGCAUCUGCGCCCGAGCGAAUCUGGCUUGCCGCAUCCCACAUUUAGCGGGCUGGUGCAGCAUCGUCUUUCUGCGAUCGGAAGGGCCGAAGUAGCAGCCUUGCGUCGCUCGAGCAUGGGCGACGAAGUGGACAGGUCGCCUACAAGUGCGGCGCGCCCAUCGGCAGAUGUCCCGCCGUUACAUCGUGCGGCAGAACACGCGUUCUGCCUUCAACCGGUACCGCCCUCAAAGCGAAGGAAAUUUGCUAAUGCGGGUGGACUUGACGGUCGUGUCCAAUCGCCGCCGCCCUUGGUUCAGCCUGGUGCCUCGCAUCCACUCGGUCAAGCUGGCCACACCCUUUGCGAUCGUGGUGUGCCGCCCGUUCCAAAGGUCCCAGAACAGUACCGCAAAUCUGGACGGCUUCAAUCCACGCCCAGCGAUGCGCAUGCUGCAACCUUUGAAGCCGAUUUGCAACCAAUGAAGCAAGCAGCGACUGGGACCGUUUCUCAGGGUCAUGGCCUCUCCGCUGCUGAGUCCUUGGCUGGAAGUUUCCCUGCCGUCCCUAGUGCCUCUAAGGCCACACACCCUGCCUACGGCGCCACUCUGACACCAGUGUACUCGGAAGAGAACAAAGGUGCCGUCCCUCAAAAUGCUGCCCGAUCGAGCGCUUGCCAAAGUUCCGCGCAGAGCUUCCAGCGGCCGAGCUCGCGUGCUGCACCGCCAGCCAAGGGCGACGCCCCGCCCCCUGCUCAUCAUGCUCCGACACGGCGUCGACCCCGUCUACGGCGCACUCACAGCUUGCCAAACCUAAAGGCAAGACCCGUCGUGGACUUUGGCGCUCCUGUCUCACAUCGGCUGGCCCUCCCUCUUCACCUGAUACAGUACAUCGCAAGUCUGUCUCGUGCCCAUGAGAAGAGCGGAACCAACGAUGUCACCUCUAAGGUGACACCCGGCACAGGGGCUACGCACUGUCGCCAGCUUUACACUCCAUCCCUAAAUCCACCCAUCACGCGUCACACUCUGCGAGAGCUGGACCUGUGCGAGAUUUUGAAGAAUCCCCAGCUGCGACACGAUGUAGUCUUCGACCCGAACGUCCAGUUCCGACCUAACUUCGAUGGUGAACGCGGUCGGCGCAAACGCGAGGCUGGUGACAAGUACUGGGCCGCAAUUUCACGCGAGAUCGAGUUCAAUUGCACCUGUACCGCCUUCGAGGGACGGACCAUGCUACCUUGCUCGUGUCCUCCAAGUGGCAAAGCGGACAACCGCAAGGCGGCGCUGCCACCCGUCCCUGUCAGAGCCGCAGGUGGCUCGAUCAGAGUCCCGUCGCGCAUACCGUCUUUGAUUCAAGAGCUGCGUGCUAUUUGUCUCUCAAUUUUGCCGCUUGGCGGUGCAGGCGAGAUCCCAACUACACCUCUCACACCAGCACACCCACUUUCAGCGAACUUGAGCUCUCGCCCACAGCCGGGCCUGUCGCGGGAGGCCUCGCAGCAGCGAGCGGCCCAAGAGCCCACGGCUAAAGCCGAUGCGCCCGCAAUGCAGAAGACUUGCGAAUUGCCAGCCGCUAAGCAAAAGGGACGAAAUGCUUCAGAUGGUUCGGAACCAUCGAGCGCGCAAAACCGCAAUGCUACAAACGCUCAAAGUCGCUCGUCAACAAAGCUUACGCUACCUGGCGCAAAUCUGCAGGGAAGCAGCAACACCUACAUCUCGAGCCAGCAUACCUUGAUACUUCAGAUGCUCGACCCACAGCUGAUCACCCAAGAGCUGGCACACGGUGUGCUGGACGUGAGUGCAUUGAUCACGAUGCUCGGCUCAGUGCUCAAGUUGCACUGCGCUCCGAUGCGCGACGAGGCGAUCGAGAGGAUGGUCGCUACCGUCGUACACAGAAGCGAUGUUGGCAAAGGCCUUCGUUCUUGUUUUGAGAUCUUGGAGCUCAUGAAGCUGGACAUUGCGAACCACCAGCUCCGCACUGCAAGGCCAUAUCUCGUGGACACCGCCGUCGAAUUCGAAAGUCGUUGGUUCCGCGAGCAACUCGAAUUGGGCAAGCUGAGUCUGGACAGAUCAUUCUCCUGGUUCACCACAGCCCUGCAGCGUGCUGAGAGUCAAACUUUCUCACAAGCUCUCACGCGCACGGAGGCUAUCUCCAAAGCUUUCGACGAUGGCUUCUUGAAUCUCAUCUUUGAAGCUCCGCUGGUCCGACCCACUUCGUCGGUCACUAGCACGUCCGCCAUUCCUCUCUCAGCGUCUCAACAGCAAGGCACAGGUGUGGCGCUGUCAAGCAGCAGCCUCAACCACGCAUACAUUUCCUACUUCCCGGAAAUGUUCCAGUUCGACGCGUACCGCUUGAUCACUUUUCACGCCGAUGCGACCGACAUCACCAUUAUGUACAUGCUAUUGCUGCUCUUCAGGCAACUCGCGUGCUCGCCGCUUCUGGCUGGCGCUUCACCUCCCUCGACAAAGCUGACCGCAGGUCAAAUUGCAUCCAACGCCGCAAAUCUAGCUGCGCGUCAGAUUGCGUCAGUCAAGGAGGAAAUCUGGUGCUUGUUGUGCGAAGCUAAUACCAGCAUCUCUGCUCGAGAAACCUCUGCGCCAAGGACUCCCGCUACACCUUCUGCGCGGACUGCUGCGAUGAUGCUCGGAGGCGCGACGGGCAGCGCAAAGCUGGAAGAUGUCAAGUGGCGGGCAGCUAUGGGGGACGUAUUGCUACAAGUUGCGGCUCGUGCUAGUGCGGUUCAAAUCGCCGCGCGUGAUCCCCAAUGUCUCGCGUUAGCGUCCGCUGCCAGCGCAGGAGGAGAGACGACUACUGCCGACCCGUUACCCCGCGUCUCUCUUUCUGCACCGCCCGAGCGUGUUCUGGCUAUGCUUCGUGCUUGGCUGGAAACGAACCUUCGCGUAGGCAGCCCUUUGCACAAGCUCUGUCAAAGCCGGCUCCGCGAUGUCAUAGCUGCGAUGCUCGCGGACCGCCUUGGAGCACCAAGGGCUCGCCGCCAGCCAUUGAUGUCCCCCGUCCAAGCAGUGGCUGGCGUGAGGCGCAAGCACCCUGGGGACGACGCUGUCUGUGAGGCUGCCCUUCCUGGGGAGAUGUCUAGAGGCCCUUCUAGCAAGAAGGCCCGCCUGGAGGACGGGACUAGAGCUAGUAUCCCGGGGUCGUUGGCCGCCAUGAGCUCCACUAGCGUUGCCACAGACCAGCCGUGCGAAGCUGAGCUUAGCAUGGGCACACUAGCCUCGAACACGACGGCACGCGUCUCGGAACGCGACUGGGAGUCCGUGCUCGUCAAAGCUGGGCUUGAGACGCUCAGUGCCGAGGUCAAGCUGCUUGGCGACCGCAUCACCAAGGUUGCUGUCUUUCACCUGCGAGUCAUGCGACCGUUCUACGAGCGUUUUGCGGCUCAAGCAGCCGGCACACAAUGA
Ceraceosorus guamensis is the source of this 4617-nucleotide messenger RNA. RefSeq lists its product as hypothetical. The coding region runs from base 1 to 4617 and encodes 1538 amino acids. The record is from RefSeq and is a predicted model, not a curated record. Lineage: Eukaryota; Fungi; Basidiomycota; Exobasidiomycetes; Ceraceosorales; Ceraceosoraceae. The transcript is spliced from 2 exons.